Enhydra lutris kenyoni (northern sea otter) is the source of this 2466-nucleotide messenger RNA. RefSeq names its product oral-facial-digital syndrome 1 protein-like. Lineage: Eukaryota; Metazoa; Chordata; Mammalia; Carnivora; Mustelidae. Gene Ontology annotation, molecular function: protein binding. Gene Ontology annotation, cellular component: ciliary basal body; centrosome. The transcript is spliced from 17 exons. Bases 106 to 2466 code for a protein of 786 amino acids. Gene Ontology annotation, biological process: epithelial cilium movement involved in determination of left/right asymmetry. The record is from RefSeq and is a predicted model, not a curated record.
CUCUUGUUGCCUCACUACUGGUCCUCGCCCUCCAGCCGCGUGGGAAAGUCGCGUGUGGGCCACGACCCCGCCUACCCGUCAGAACCAGUGGGAACGGAAUUCACUAUGCGCCCCGAAUCUGACGUGUUGAGUCAAGAUGAACUGCGAAAAAAGCUUUACCAGACGUUUAAGGAUCGGGGUAUACUGGACACGCUCAAGACACAGCUCCGCAACCAGCUAAUUCAUGAAUUGAUGCACCCUGUGUUGAGUAGAGAACUGCAGCCCCAGUCCAUUUCAGUGGAAGGGAGUGCCCUCUUAGUGGAUGCUUCUAACUGUCUAGUAGCAGAUCACUUACAAAGAUGUGGCUACGAGUAUUCACGCUCUGUUUUCUUUCCGGAAAGUGGUUUGGCCAAAGAAAAGGUAUUUACUAUACAAGAUCUAUUACAACUCAUUAAAAUCAACCCUGAAUCCAGUCUCUACAAAUCACUGAUUUCAGGAUUUGAUAAAGAAAACAAAGGUUUUCUCAUGCAGUUUUUAAGAACAUUGGCAGAAUAUCAUCAGUCCAAAGAGAGCUGUGAUAUGGAAACUCAGACAAAUUCAACAUUUCCUAGCAAAGACUCUCUUGUGAAAAAGCUUCAGCUCAUUGAUGAUCAGUUUGCUGAUGCUUACCCUCGGUGUCCCAAGUUAGAAUCUUUAGAACUAAAGUUAAAUGCAUAUAAGAGAGAAAUAGAACAGCAGCUUCGGGAAGAAAUGUGUCAAAAGUUAAAGUAUUUUAAAGAUAUGGAAAUAGCAAAAGUUAAAAUGGAAGAGAAAAAAAAGGCUGAGAGGGAAUUAGCUGAGUUCCGGAACAAACUGGAGCGAGCUUGUCAAGCAAAAUCUGAAGUCCUCAUUUCUCGGGAAAAGAUGGCCCUUGAGAGAAUUCAAAAGCACCAAGAGAUGGAAACCAGAGAAAUUUAUGCUCAGAGGCAGCUUCUACUAAAAGAUAUAGAUUUGCUAAGAGGCAGAGAAGCGGAGCUGAAGCAGCGAAUGGAAGCUUUUGAAUUGGCUCAGAGGCUGGAAGAGGAAAAAAAUAAAGGCAUAGCUGAUGCACUUAGGAAGAAGGAGCUGGAUAUAAAGGGCAUUGAAGAGAGCUAUGACCGGAAGCUCAAGAAUGAACUUCUCAAAUAUCAACUUGAACUAAAGGAUGACUAUAUCACCAGAACUAACAGGCUGACUAAAGAGGAAGGGAAGAAUAAAGAAAAGGCUAUACACUUGCAAGAGGAGCUCAUUGCUAUUAAUUCAAAAAAGGAAGAACUUAAUCGUUCAGUGAAUCGUGUCAAAGAGCUUGAGCUUGAGUUAGAGUCUGUCCGAGCCCUGUCUUCGGCAGUAACCAAGCAGAACCAUCUGCUGAAUGAAAAGGUCAGAGAGAUGAGUGACUAUGCGCUCCUGAAAGAAGGGAAACUGGAGCUUCAGGCACAAAAUAAAUUACUCAAACAACAACUGGAAGAGACUAGAAGUGAAAACGUGCGUCUCCUAAACCGUAUAGGUCAGCCAUCUCCUGAGCUGGCGGUUUUUCAGAAAGAACUGAAGAAAGCAGAAGACGCUAUUGCAUUUGAGCAUAAGGAGUUCGAAAGCCACAAGCAGGCUUUGCAGAAACAGCUGCAGAGUGAAAUCGAACAUUCUGCACAACUGAAGGCCCAGAUACUUGAUUAUGACGACUCCGUAAAGAGGUUAACUAUACAGGUUGCCGAUUUGAAAUUGCAACUGAAGCAAACCCAGACAGUGCUCGAGAACGAAGUGUACGGCAGGCCCAAGCAGUCUUUGAUCGAGCAGUCCGUCAGCAGACUACUGAGUGGCAAGACGGCGGUGCCUUGUGAUGCAGAUGUAGGCGGGGAUUUCUUAAAAAAUACUCUCGACCAGGAAAGGCCGAUGGUGGGUAUACCAAGGAUCAUAGGUUACCCAAAUGCAAGCACAGAGAGCAGUUCCCGCGAUUCUGACCUUGAGUUUGUAGCCAAUACCAAGGCCAGGAUGAAAGAGCUAGAGCAAGAGACUGAACGUUUGGAGAAAGCUUUCCGAAAUUACCAUCGAAGAGUUAGUCAACUCCCUGCUAAGAGCCCUUUAGCAGCCAAGAGCCCACCACCCCUCCACUUGCUAGGAACACUCCAGAGCAUCGAUUCGAAUUCAUCCCAAAGACGCACUUGUGCCGAGGACAGAGUUAUCUCCAAGCAGCCUCUGGUGGGCACCCCUAAAGAGGACAAGAGCAGCACCUCGGAGGCAUGGGCGGGCAGCAUGGCCUCGAGGCCACACAGGGACACUGCCUCCAGACGCCUCUCCUCCACUCCCAUUCCCAAAGCAAAAAGGAGCCUCGAUGGUGAAAUGUAUCUGGAAGGUCUGGGCCGAUCCCACGCGGCUGACCCCAGUCCUUGUCCCAGACAGCCUUCAUCUGCUGAGUCCAGGCACAGCACUGCCCUCCGUCCACUGUCCAGCCCUCCAGAGCAGGCCAGGUAA